AUGCAGGAGGGCCAGGCCGGCGGAGGGCAGCCCUGCGCCCAAGGGGCUGAGUCAGAGCUGCUGUGGCUGGUCGUGUGCAGCGGCAGCUGUGGUGUUCCCGCUGCNGCCCUAGCAGCCUCUGCUCAGCUUGGGAGGGAUUCCCUGCUCCUGUGUGGAGCACUCGAGCUUGUGCUGCCAACAUCAGACUGUGGGGCUGCCCACGGCCUGCGAGAAGAGCCCGAGUUUGUGACAGCAAGAGCCGGUGAGAGCGUGGUUCUGCGAUGCGACGUGAUCCACCCGGUGACAGGACAGCCCCCGCCCUAUGUUGUAGAGUGGUUCAAGUUCGGGGUGCCCAUCCCUAUCUUCAUCAAGUUUGGCUACUACCCGCCCCAUGUGGACCCUGAAUAUGCAGGACGAGCGAGUCUCCAUGACAAAGCUUCGCUGCGGCUGGAGCAGGUCCGCUCGGAAGACCAAGGCUGGUACGAGUGCAAAGUGCUCAUGCUGGACCAGCAGUAUGACACCUUCCACAAUGGCAGCUGGGUGCACCUCACCAUCAACGCUCCUCCCACCUUCACAGAAACACCUCCCCAGUACAUUGAGGCCAAGGAGGGUGGCAGUGUUACCAUGACCUGCACAGCUUUUGGGAACCCGAAGCCGAUUGUCACCUGGCUCAAGGAGGGGACACUCCUUGGUGCUAGUGGGAAAUACAAGGUGAGUGAUGGGAGCCUGACGGUGACAUCGGUCAGUCGGGAGGACAGAGGUGCCUACACCUGUCGUGCAUACAGCAUCCAGGGAGAGGCAGUCCAUACCACCCACCUGCUCGUCCAAGGGCCUCCCUUCAUAGUGUCCCCUCCUGAGAACAUCACUGUCAACAUAUCCCAGGAUGCUCUGCUUACCUGCCGGGCGGAGGCGUAUCCCGGCAACCUCACUUACACCUGGUACUGGCAGGAUGAGAAUGUCUACUUUCAGAAUGACCUGAAGCUGAGAGUGAGGAUCCUGAUCGAUGGGACCCUGAUCAUAUUCCGGGUGAAGCCUGAGGAUGCAGGGAAGUACACCUGCGUCCCUAGCAACAGCCUGGGUCGCUCCCCCUCGGCCUCGGCCUACCUGACUGUGCAGUACCCAGCCCGUGUCCUCAACAUGCCCCCCGUAAUCUACGUGCCCGUGGGAAUCCACGGCUAUAUCCGCUGCCCUGUGGAUGCGGAGCCACCAGCCACCGUGGUCAAGUGGAACAAGGAUGGCCGCCCCCUGCAGGUCGAGAAGAAUCUAGGCUGGACCCUGAUGGAGGACGGCUCCAUUAGAAUCGAGGAGGCCACAGAGGAGGCCCUUGGCACUUACACCUGUGUGCCUUACAACACCUUGGGGACCAUGGGCCAGUCUGCUCCGGCGCGGCUUGUCCUGAAGGACCCCCCGUACUUUACGGUGCUACCAGGCUGGGAGUACCGGCAGGAGGCCGGCCGGGAGCUGCUCAUCCCCUGUGCAGCUGCAGGAGACCCCUUCCCUGUCAUCACUUGGAGAAAGGUAGGGAAGCCCAGCAGAAGCAAGCACAACGCUCUGCCCAGCGGAAGCCUCCAGUUCCGAGCCCUGAGUAAAGAGGACCACGGGGAGUGGGAGUGCAUUGCCACCAACGUGGUCACCAGCAUCACUGCCAGUACCCACCUGACCGUCAUCGGCACCAGCCCCCAUGCCCCAGGCAGUGUCCGGGUCCAGGUCUCUAUGACAACUGCCAACGUGUCCUGGGAGCCUGGCUACGAUGGAGGAUUCGAGCAGACAUUCUCAGUUUGGAUGAAGCGGGCACAGUUUGGACCCCACGACUGGCUGUCUUUGCCAGUGCCCCCGGGACCCAGCUGGCUGCUCGUGGACGCCCUGGAGCCUGAGACCGCGUACCAGUUCAGUGUCCUGGCCCAGAACAAGCUGGGAACGAGCGCCUUCAGCGAGGUGGUCACUGUGAACACUUUAGCAUUCCCCAUCACAACUCCAGAACCCCUGGUGCUGGUUACCCCACCACGGUGCCUCACAGCCAACCGGACCCAGCAGGGUGUGCUGCUGUCCUGGCUCCCACCUGCCAACCACAGCUUCCCCAUCGACCGCUACGUCAUGGAGUUCCGCGUCGGAGAGCGCUGGGAGAUGCUGGACGACGCCAUCCCAGGCACCGACGGAGACUUCUUUGCCAAGGAUCUGUCGCAGGACACCUGGUACGAGUUCCGGGUUUUGGCUGUCAUGCAGGAUCUGAUCAGCGAGCCCAGCAACAUCGCCGGCGUCUCCAGCACAGACAUCUUCCCCCAGCCGGACCUGACCGACGACAGCUUGGCCCGGCCAGUGCUGGCUGGCAUCGUAGCUACCAUCUGCUUCCUGGCAGCCGCCAUCCUGUUCAGCACCCUGGCCGCCUGCUUUGUCAACAAGCAGCGCAAGCGUAAGCUCAAGCGCAAAAAAGACCCUCCACUCUCCAUCACUCACUGCAGGAAGAGCCUGGAGUCCCCCCUCUCCUCGGGCAAGGUGAGCCCAGAGAGCAUCCGGACGCUCCGGGCCCCCUCAGAGUCCUCCGAUGACCAGGGCCAGCCCGCAGCCAAAAGAAUGCUGAGCCCCACCCGGGAGAAGGAGCUGUCCUUGUACAAGAAGACCAAGAGGGCCAUCAGCAGCAAGAAGUACAGCGUGGCCAAGGCUGAGGCUGAGGCCGAGGCCACCACGCCCAUCGAGCUCAUCAGCAGGGGCCCCGACGGCCGCUUCGUGAUGGGGCCCUCCGAGGUGGAGCCCGCGGCGAAGGGUCGGCGCAUCGAGGGCUUCCCCUUUGCGGAGGAGACAGACAUGUACCCUGAGUUCCGCCAGUCUGACGAGGAGAAUGAAGACCCACUUGUGCCCACAUCCGUGGCCGCCCUGAAGUCCCAGCUGACCCCUCUGUCAUCCAGCCAGGAGUCCUACCUGCCACCACCAGCAUACAGCCCUCGGUUCCAGCCCCGGGGGUUGGAGGGCCACGGAGGCCUGGAAGGCCGGCUCCAGGCUACGGGCCAAGCCAGGCCGCCUGCCCCGCGGCCCUUCCACCACAGCCAGUAUUAUGGGUACCUCAGCAGCAGCAGCCCUGGGGAGGUGGAGCCACCACCCUUCUACGUGCCAGAGGUGGGCAGCCCCUUGAGCUCUGCCAUGUCCUCGCCGCCCCUGCACACGGAGGGGCCUUUCGGCCACCCCACGAUCCCUGAGGAGAAUGGAGAGAAUGCUUCCAGCAGCACGCUGCCCUUGACUCAGACGCCCACGGGUGGGCGCUCCCCUGAGCCCUGGGGCCGGCCGGAAUUCCCCUUCGGGGGCCUGGAGACCCCGGCCAUGAUGUUCCCCCACCAGCUGCACCCCUGUGAUGUAGCCGAGAGUCUGCAACCCAAGGCCUGCCUCCCCCGAGGACUACCCCCCACCUCCCUCCAGGUGCCCUCGGCCUACCCAGGCAUCCUGUCUCUGGAGGCGCCAAAGGGCUGGGCAGGCAAGUCACCGGGCAGAGGCCCUGUCCCCGUGCCCACCACCACCAAGUGGCAGGACAGACCUCUGCAACCGCUGGUGAGCCAAGGGCAGCUGAGACAUACCAGCCAAGGCAUGGGCAUACCCGUGCUGCCUUACCCCGAGCCUGCCGAGCCGGGGGGACGCGGUGGCCCCAGCACAUUUGGCCUGGACACUCGGUGGUAUGAGCCCCAGCCCCGGCCCCGGCCCAGCCCCCGGCAGGCCAGGCGCACCGAGCCCAGUUUACAUCAAGUGGUGCUACAGCCCUCCCGGCUCUCGCCUCUGACCCAAAGCCCCCUCAGCUCCCGCACUGGCUCCCCUGAGCUGGCCGCCCGGGCCCGGCCUCGCCCUGGCCUCCUGCAGCAAGCCGAGAUGUCUGAGAUCACCCUCCAGCCCCCGGCCGCGGUCAGCUUCUCGUGCAAGUCCACGCCGUCCACGGGCUCCCCAUCCCAGAGCAGCCGCAGCGGGAGCCCCAGCUACCGGCCCACCGUGGGCUUCACCACUCUGGCCACGGGCUACCCCUCCCCGCCACCGGGCCCUGCCGGGCCUGCGGACAACUUGGAUGUGUUUGGACAGACGCCCUCCCCUCGAAGGAUGGGGGAGGAGCUGCUCAGACCAGAGCCCCCCCCACCACAGUUACCUGCUUCAGGGACACAUCCACCUGCACCCGGGAGCGCUGCUGCACCUGAGAGGCUGGAGGCGCUGAAAUACCAACGGAUAAAGAAGCCCAAAAAGUCAUCCAAGGGCUCUUCAAAGUCAAAGAAACGAUCCGACGGUCCCGCCUCCCAGGCUCAGCAGCUUCCAGACUCUCAGGUCCUGUGGCCCGACGAAGCUGUCUGCCUCCGAAAGAAGAAGAGGCAUUCUCGGCCGGACCCCUUCGCCCGCCUCUCGGACUUGUGCCAUCGCCAGCUUCCAGAAGACCAGACGGCGAUUCUCAACAGCGUGGAUCUUGACGACCCCGGCCAUGCCACUCUGCUGUGAUGACAACUCUGAGUGCUCCCCGACGGACGGUGCUGGGCCGAGGGCCAGGGCGGGUGUGAGGUGACGGUGCGGGGUGGCUUCCCCACCACUGGGGGCCGGGCCGGCCGCUACUCGGAGGGCCGCUCACACCUCUGUUCCGCCCGGUCACUCGCUAGGCAGAGCGGCUGCGUCUUCCGGACGUGGGACUGACUGGGGCAGACCUUUCGGCUGCGGGUGGAGAUCGGGAAGUGAACCGGGGACAGGGAGAUGUCUGCCUCCGCCCCGCUCUCCUCUUCACAGAUCUUUGGGAGUGAAGAGCAAAGCGGUGGCUUUCACUGCUCUCUGCUUCUGCUUCAGUUCUUUAAGUCCUGGGAGAGGGCUGGACGUCCAUCCCACCUCCCAAACUCUGCAUAUAUAUAGAUAUAGGCACACGUGCAUAGGUGUGUAGUUUGUGGCUUCUCUAUGUGUAUAUAUAUGUACAUUGAAGCGCAGUGCGGUUUAUUUCUGUGGUCAAUGGAGGGAGGACCAGGGCAGCAGUCAAGUGGGCCUCACGGUUAGGACUGGCGGGGAGCUGGCUGGGUGUCCUGAUGCCCGUCUCAGGGAUUGUUCUUCCUGAAACAGGAGUCGUGCUUCUCAGCCGAAUUCCCCAUCUGACUCUCUACCUUCUCCCAUCCAGAGCAGAGAUGGGGGCUUGUCAUGAUUUCCAGCUGCCUGCUUUGGGGGCUCAGCAAUGAGUUGCCACAGAACUAAACAAGCCUUUAUCUCUUGGCUCCUGGGUGAAGAAAGGGUGGCAGGUAAAGGGCCAGACUGGAGUCUUCCUUCCACAGUUUGGCUCAGACGUAGGAGCUUCUUAGCAGCAGGGCCGAGAAGCAGGCCCUGCUGCACAAGCUCGAGCUCAUCCCUCAGUCCCUUUUGGUCCAGCCAGGGCCAGGAGCCUUGGGGCCAAAGGGCCUUCCAUUCUGGAGCCGGCCGCUCUGAGCACCAUGCUGCUGCUGCUCUAUUUAUACCCCACCUCUGGCUCGGCACCCUCUAGAGCGCUGUUCCAAAGCUGCUGACUGGGUUCUUCCUUUCCUUUUGUGGGAGCUAAUUUCCCAGAUUGAUUAAUUGCCACUUAUGGGGAGCCCGCCGGCUGCUCCUUUCCCUGCUCUUCAAGUGCCGCCUGCAGACUCUUCUCUGGCUUGGGCCCUCCUUCACCCUGCAGGCCAGCUCCCAUGGAACGGGAUCAGACGGAGCCAGGAUGCCUCAGGUUUCCGGGGUCUGGGGUUGCUCCGGAUGCCCUCUCUCCCCCUGGUUCUAUUUAAGAGGAACUGGCUGAGGCAUGGGAGUGACGGUGGAGGGGCUCUGAGCCUUUCUCUGCCAAAAUCUUGUCUGAGUUCAAACUGUUAGCACCCAGAGCUUCUGUGAGGUCAUCUUAAGACAACUAAAGAUGCAUCUCUCUCUGCCCAAAUACAGGGCAGAGGGUGGACGGGUGCAUCCAGGCUCUCUUCCCCCCUUCUUGUGUGGGAGCUGCCCUGCUGCCACCGG
This is a messenger RNA of Miniopterus natalensis, 5940 nucleotides long. NCBI's taxonomy places the organism in Eukaryota, Metazoa, Chordata, Mammalia, Chiroptera, Miniopteridae. The record is from RefSeq and is a predicted model, not a curated record.